UCCCUCUCUCUCCUCCUCUCUCUCUCUUUCUCCGCACACACUCUCCUGGCACCGGGGUUUUACGCGCGCGCGCACCGGGGGGUGUGUGUGGGGGGGGCUACAUGUAGUCGGGAACCGGAGCGCACGGUGGGAGACUUGUCGUCGGCUUCCUUUGCGCCAUGGAGGACUGCUGCUCCCCAGAAAGCGAGAGGAUGGAAGCGUGGCUGGACGACCACUUGGAGUUCACCCACUCCUACUUCAUCAGGAAGGCGUCAAGGGAGAUGGUGAAUGCCUGGUUCGCUGAGCGCGUCCACACCAUCCAGCCAUCCGCCUCCAAAGAAAAUCCUGCUCAGCAGCGGCCCAACCAGUCGUCCACAGACCCUGGUCCCCCCUCUGCCUCCACCAUCCUCCCACCCACGCUCAGCCUCUUGGACAAUCGCUGCCCUUCCCCGGCCACGGCCCCCGGCACCCCGACCCGCAAAAUCUCAGCAUCAGAGUUCGACCGCCCGCUCAGACCCAUCGUGGUUAAGGACUCCGAGGGCUCUCUGACGUUUCUGAGCGACGCUGACCGUGAGACUGUCCCUCUCCGAGGUCCGGUGAUGGGUGAGGGUGGUGUUGUUGUGGGUAACGGAAGCGGGUGCAGGGGGGCAGGCAGCGGGGGUGACCGCUGCGCCAGGCUGCUGGAGCUGGUGAAGGACGUGUCGAGUCAUCUGGACGUGACAGCACUCUGCCACAAGAUCUUCCUCCACAUCAACGAGCUGAUCGCUGCAGACCGCUACUCGCUGUUCCUGGUGGGUGAGGACAGCUCCAACAGAAAGUUCCUGGUCAGCCGGCUGUUCGACGUGGCCGAGGGAACCACACUGGAGGAAUCCUCCAGUAGUUGCAUCAAGCUGGAGUGGAACAAGGGCAUCGUGGGACACGUCGCCGCAACGGGUCAGCCACUCAACAUCAAGAACGCGUACGAGGACCCGAGGUUCAACGCUGAGGUCGACCUGAUCACAGGUUACAAAACCCACAGUAUCCUGUGUCUGCCCAUCAAGAACCACAGAGCCGAGGUCGUCGGCGUGGCUCAGGCUAUCAAUAAGAAGAGUGGGGAGGAUGGUGCCUUCACUGAACAGGAUGAAAAGGACUUCUCAGCCUAUUUGGCCUUUUCAGGCAUCGUCCUGCACAACGCUCAGCUCUACGAGACGUCGCAGCUGGAAAACCGACGCAAUCAGGUGCUGUUGGAGUUGGCCAGUCUGAUCUUUGAGGAGCAGCAGUGUCUUGAGGUCUUACUGAAGAAGAUCGCAGGAACCAUCCUGUCCUUCAUGCAGGCACAUGCCUGUACCGUCUUCACUGCGGACGAAGACUCGAUGAACUCCUUCUCUAGGGUCUUUCACAUGGAGUACGAGGAGCUGGGCGAAGUCCUAGAUGCUCCCAAAAGGGACUGUGAUGUCAGUCAGAUCAACUACAUGUACGCCCAGUACGUCAAAAACACAAUGCAGCCACUCAACAUCGUAGACGUCACCAAGGACCAACGCUUCCCCUGGACAAGUGAAAAUCCAGAUCACAACAGCAACCAGAUAAAGAGUUUGCUCUGCACUCCCAUCAGGAAUGCCAAGAAGGACAAAGUCAUAGGCGUAUGUCAGUUGGCGAACAAGAUGGAUGAGGCGUCGGGCAGCGUGAAGGCCUUCAACAGGAACGACGAGCAGUUCCUGGAGGCAUUCGCCAUCUUCUGUGGUCUCGGCAUCCAGAACACACAGAUGUACGAGACCGUGGAGAGAGCCAUGGCAAAGCAGGAGGUCACACUGGAGGUUCUGUCGUAUCACGCCUCCGCCACAGAGGAAGAGUCGCGGGAACUGCAGGUAACAGCGGUAGCCACAAUACCGUCUGCCCAGUCGCUGCGUCUCAUGGACUUCAGCUUCAGCGACUUCGACUUGUCGGACACUGAAACCACGUUGGGCACCAUCCGCAUGUUCGUUGACCUCAACCUGGUCCAGAACUUCCAGAUGAAGUACACGAGUAUAUGCCAGUGGGUCCUGAGUGUGAAGAAGAACUACAGGAAGAAUGUGGCCUAUCACAACUGGAGGCACGCCUUCAACACGGCCCAGUGCAUGUUCGCCCUCCUCAAGUCAGGACGCCUACAGAAUAACCUGAGUGAUCUGGAGGUCUUGGCUCUGAUGAUUGCGACUCUCAGCCACGACCUGGACCACAGAGGAGUCAACAACUCCUACAUACAGAGGAGCGACCACCCACUGGCCCAGCUCUACUGCCACUCCACCAUGGAGCACCACCACUUCGACCAGUGCCUCAUGAUCCUCAACAGCCCUGGAAACCAGAUCCUAAGCGGUCUCUCCCUGGACGAGUACAAGGCCACUCUGAAGAUGAUCGAGAGGGCUAUUCUGGCCACCGACUUGGCCCUGUACAUGAAGAGGCGAGGGGAGUUCUUUGAGCUCACCAAGAACAGCCAGUUUGUUUGGGAGGACGAACAUCACAGAGAUUUACUGAGGUCAAUGCUGAUGACUGCAUGUGACAUCUCGGCCAUCACCAAGCCCUGGCCGGUGCAGAAGAGGAUUGCAGAGCUGGUGGCCACUGAGUUCUUUGAACAGGGGGAUAAGGAGAGACAAGAGCUAAACAUUGAACCGAUUGACCUGAUGAAUCGUGAGAAGAGAGAUAAGAUACCCAGCAUGCAAGUGUCCUUCAUUGAUGCCAUUUGCACUCAACUAUAUGAGACUUUGGCUGGCAUGUCCGAGUGUUGCUCCCCCUUGUUGGAAGGAUGCCAGAAGAACCGGCAGCACUGGAAGCAUUUGGCUGAGGAUUGCGAGAAGGAACUGGUCAACGGCUUGGUGUGAUCCCGAAGCCAGUUUGGCUUUUCAACCUACACUAAUUUCCAGGGCUUUCCCUGUUCAACCUGGUCUCACAAAGUUUCAUGAAAUUAGCAUGAUAUACAUAUAUACACAUGAAAGAUCAAAUAUCCUUUGUGAAUGGAAAGUGACCAUUACAUUUUUUAGAUUAUGUUGUGGGGAAAGAAAACUCUAGAUUUUGAUAAUGAAAGGGCAGAUUCACCUGCAUUCAACUUUCGAAAUCUUGGAGCAGCUUCAGGUCCCAAGUUGUGUCGAAGGGUUCGAUAAGACUUUUUUCUGUCUACUUAGUUAUUUUCAUAGGUAGGUCCAUCCUUCCAUUUUGCAAUAAUGAGGUUUCACUCACCAAGUUCCUCAUUCGGAUCUGGGAAUACAACAUACUAACUGGGGAAGGCAGCUAGCACUGGUGCUAACUUGCUUCAUUAGGAAAUAUAGAACCAAUAUACAUUCAGAACUUACCUGGUAGUGAUACCGUUUCUCACUUCUCCGAGACAUCUCUGUUUUAUGUUCUGUCUGUAUAGAAGUUGAAUCGCACAACUCCAGGUGUACACGUGGCGACAACGUGUUUGUCCUCCAUUUCCGAUCUUUGACGUCACAACACAGCAUCACGCACAUUUUUUCAAAUCAGAAGUGUGGGAACAUUUUGGUCAUAUUCCCAAAAUUUUUGCGAGCAUUUAGACAUCAAUUACUGUAUUGCUACACGAGGAGACAGACAUUGUUGUCCAUAGAGCCUGACUGCAGAUGGCCCAUGUUUUCUUCCCAGAUCUCAACUUUACUGAGUGCAUAUAAGAAAUGGUCCGACCUAUGAAAAUAAGAGCCAGGCUGUAAUACCCCUUGUUUAAUACCUCUAACAAAUUCCUGCAGUUGUUAAACUCUCACGACAAUGAGUGUGUGAGAAUGACAUGCUUCAUUUCCUCAAGCUUUGUGAGACCCCUCUUCUUGUCGUCACUAUUCACUCACCAGAGACAAUAACAGAGUCAGCACUAAGCUAUAUUUAUUACAAUAGCCAUUUUUAUUUUUGCACAGAGUGGCUUUCAUCUUGAAGUCUCACACACACUAUCUCUCACGGGUAGUGAACCUUAGCGGCGCACUGAAUGGUGAGACAUAGAUCCUCAGGGAUCAGCACCAUUCCAGUGGGCUACAGAUAUUUACUAUAUACUUUACAGAGUGUCACAAUAUUCUGAUAAGCUUGUUCCAUUAUGUCUUUAAUCACAGCAGACACACUACAAGGGUUUGAGUCUUUUGUAUCGUUUUUUUUUUUCACUCAUUGUCUUAACUAUUGCAUAUUUAUUUUUGUUUUAUAUAUUUAUUAGAGUUUCUAUAUUGUAAGGUCAUCCAUUUGUCAAGAGCACACGAUUCUUUAUAUAAGAAAUGUAGUUUUCAUACUUAAAAAUCCCAUCUCUGCUUUUUUGAAGGAUCUUUCUUAGGAACAACUCUUUGCAGAUGACAUUUUGAAAUGUACUGUACUGUGUUAUUUGAUUUCUACUUCUUUUUUUUUUAAUGUAAAAUAGCCAAAGACUAGGCCCGCAAUUUCAAAUGGAAAUUGGUCUAGAUUCUUCCACUGCCUUGUUGUGAUAAAAUAGGACCAAUUCACAAUUUCAAAAAAAAAAGUAUAUAUAUUUUAUUUGUCCACAUCUCUCUGAUUCCAUUAAUGCCUUUCCCUGAAAAAAAAAAGGAUGUUUUUUACGUCCUGUUUUUAUAACUGAAUGAUGGAGCAUCGUUCAGAUGGAGGACAGUUGUAAUUCAGUACUUUGAUGACACUUGCAUUUGAGCCAGCGGGGAAACAUUGAGUGAACUUUAAAAAAAACCAACAAACAGCACAGAGGUGUCAUAAUUCCUAUUUGCAGAAAAUCCGACUCGCUGUUCGGCAAACACACAGUGACAUCAAUUUACAAAGACAUUAUUACAUUAUUAAUCUUUAAAUUCAUUUGAUUCAAUUAGGGUACAAGAGUUUCACUGAAGGUUAAACAGACUGGCUCAUAAGGUUUCUCUUGAAUUUGAUAGGACGUUCACGCACAUCGAAUAUUUCUGAAUGUAUCGGGGCUACAGUUUAUGCUGACACGCUAGAAAUCCCACUCGGUCAUGUGCAGCAGAAACCACUGCUGUCUGAUGGUUCUGCUAUAUUACCGAUCUGUGCAGUGGUUCCCAACCUAAUGAUCAGGACCCUCCCACCACCACCCCACCCCCAGGGGUCCCACGAUUAAUACGAGGGCAAAGAUGGAUGGAAUAGAAAAACAAUUGUUGUCUAAAGCAGAACAUUUUUCUCCGAUUUUUUGCCUUUGUCGUGUGAAAUACGUGUUUCAACAAAUCCUUCAAAUUCACCCAUAUUUGUAGAAGAAAAAAAAAUCACUCCUUGGUGGAACAGCUGUCUUGAAUGUCCACACGUGGACUGAGAGCUUUUUGGUACAAACAAAAACAAACCUGUUUUUCAGCAAACCCAUUUUCAUCGUAACAAAAGAAGCCAAAGUUCUCAUAUGUGGCAUUUAAGAGCUUUGAAGAAAUAUUUAAAUUGGGAAUAAUUUAGGGGUGCAUGAUAUUAUCGGGGCUGAUAGAGGGAGAAAGAUUUAAGCAAAUAAUUCCAAUGAUGUUUCUAUGUCAGGGAAAAAAGAUUGCAAGUUUUAAUACAACAAAUCUUAUGUCACCUGAAAGGUCGUCAUGUCAGCUCAGCUGUAUGGAAGAAACACAAAGCAGCUGUAAAAGAAGAAACGGACCACGGAUUUGUCCAUUCAACAGGCAUUUGAAAACUGCAAGAGGUUUACUAGAGACAGUGGAAAGGCUAAAGCAGUCCACGACAAAAUCGGUUAUAUCAUCUAUCUAUCCAUCAAUCCAAAGUUCCUAUCGGUUAUCAGUGUCACCCAUGAGAAGCAGAGAAUUAUUGGUGUUCUGUAUCAGUUGAAAAAAUCCAAAUCGUUAAAUCAUUAUAAUUAUAAUUUAACAAGACUAAUCAGCUACUCAAUUUCAACUUUGUGUAUUUAAUAGUUUUCCAACGAGACAUAAACCAUUUGAUACGUUGCGUUUCUAGGAUCUGCUGAAGUCCACACUCACCAACCUGUGGUGAGCUUGUUUCAUUUGAAGGGGCCGCAGAUGAAAAAGGUUGGGAGCCACUGCCACACAGAGAAGGAGAAUAGUGCAAGCAGCAGAGUUCUGCCCAUCUGGAAGGGACUUCACUGAACAACCUGCAUCAAAAAUGCCCCCCCCCCCCUGUGUUUCUGCUCGGUGAUAAGCAGCACAGGGUUUCUGCUGGAUAUGUACCAGUGGAUAACAGCGUGUCAGCAGAGCUCUAACCACUCAAACACAGGAUUUCACCUUCUGUUUUGAAACGUAGAUCCUGAGUUGAAUUUUUUUUUCAUUACCAUUUUUUGUUCUGCAUAGAAAGGGAAUGAGGUUUCAUAAUGGAGGAGACGUCUGUCAUCAGUCCAUCACUUUACUGCUCUGUACGCACAACAGGUGCCACCCAUGUGCAUUUUUACUAACAGCAACAAACAGGCCCUACAGCCUGGUUUUCACUAAAGCACUUUUGUAGACGCACAUGCUCAGAAAGCUUGUUUGUAUCUGUGGUUGUUUUGUACUUAGUCUGCAGGAGUGGGGUACAUGUGCCUGUCACCUGACCUCUGAGCUCGUACGUGAAGAUUUCCUCACUGCUUCAGUCUCUGGCUUGUUUCAGAGAAGUUUGCUUCCCUCCUUGUUUUGUUGCAUGUACACGAGAGGGCAUUACACCAGAGAGGUUUUUUUUAAAUAAAAGACAAAGACUUGAGUUGUCUACUGCAGGUGAGAGAAUCUAAUAUGCUGAUAUGGUACUGUGAUGAAGGAGGUGUUCCACAUCUGCAACUGUCGACACCACUGAACACUGUGAGCCAAGUAAAUGGUUUGUCCCAUUAAAGAAUAAUGCUUA
Molecule: messenger RNA, 6711 nt
Organism: Hippoglossus stenolepis (Pacific halibut)
Lineage: Eukaryota; Metazoa; Chordata; Actinopteri; Pleuronectiformes; Pleuronectidae
Gene: pde5ab
Product: phosphodiesterase 5A, cGMP-specific, b
Exons: 22
Coding region: 159-2810 (883 amino acids)
Biological process (GO): signal transduction
Molecular function (GO): 3',5'-cyclic-GMP phosphodiesterase activity; protein binding
Source: RefSeq, a predicted model, not a curated record